GCGAUUCUUCAGCACGCGUACCUUUUAACUUGUCCCUCGUUGUCUUUGCCUUAACCUGUAUUAUUUGUUUCCUCGAUAUCGUUCUCUAUAACUCCUCUUGGCCCCCUCCGCUCCUUUUCUCUUUUUAACCUCUCUAAGUUUUAUACCCUUUUUCUUUUUCUUUUCUUUUUCUUUCUUUUUCUUAAACGAGAAACCGUAUCCAGAGCCAAGAACCGCUAUCUUGAUCUAUCCGCCUUUUCUUGAAGCUAUCCUUAAGACUUAGCGCAUCGCCGACUCGAGCUUGUCGCCUUAGUCGCAACCUUCUUUCACGCCUGCGCCACGCCUUUACAGCAGUUUCCUUUUGCGAGCGACCUUUUGCGCGUCUUUUCCUUGCCCCGACCGGGCCAUACCGUGUCCGCCAUGGCUCACAAUGGCAAUGGGUCUAUUUACCCCCAAAAUGGCGGACCAGUAUUACCUUCUUCUUCCGCCUCGAGCCGAAACGAAACCAGAAAACCGGAGGAAUGGUGGUACACGGAAAAUGGACGCUCUUACGACACAUUUCGGAGGGGCAAGUAUAUGUUCCCAAUGGAUGAGGACGAAAUGGAUAGGAUGGAUAUAUUCCACAAAUUCUUUUUGGUAGCGCGAGAGGAAAACUCCCACUACGGAGGCCUAUGCCAGCGGCCGCUACCCCCGAACCCUCGAAUAUUAGAUCUUGGAUGUGGUACCGGAAUCUGGGUGAUUGAUAUGGCUGAUCGCCAUCAAGGACGAGCCAGUAUUCUAGGCUGGGACCUCUCCUUAAUACAGCCUCUCAGGAUUCCGCCUGGCGUCGAGUUUCAGCGCCGUGAUAUCGAAGAUCCGUGGACCGGCAUUGAAGAGAAUUCUUUCGAUCUUAUUCAUAUGAAAAUGCUCUGCGGAGGUAUAAGCAAUUGGAUGUCUUUAUAUGACCGCGCAUUCAGAUAUCUCAAGCCUGGUACUGGACUCUUUGAGCAUGUGGAGAUUGAUCUCACGCCAAAAUCUGCAGAUGGCGAAUUACCCGAGGACUCUCACCUUCGAAUAUGGGCGCGUGAGCUGACCGAGGCUAUGGAGAGGGCUGGGCGGCCUUUAACAGUGAACCCCCACACUGUAGGAAUGUUACAGCGUCUCGGCUACGUUGACGUCGAGCAAACAAGCAAGCGAAUCCCAUUUAAUUCUUGGCCUGAUGAUGCACAAGAAAAGGAGAUUGGUAGAUGGUUCAACCUCGGGAUUACGAAGGGGCUGCACGCCAUGACAAUAGCUCCUCUAACCAGAAUGAACGGCUACGACCCGGAACAUGUUGAGAACUUAAUUUCCAAAGUGCGGCAGGAAAUAUGCUCCCGCAGCUUGAGAGCUUACUGCACCAUGUACAUCUGGACAGCACGAAGGCCAUCUAUACCCGGCCAACGAGCGUGAUCGUUCCGGCUGCCUGCAACACAACCAUUGAACCGGUAUCUAUCAACACACCACUGGAACCACACGCUUCUGCUCGGUGAUCUUCAAGGCCAUAUAGCCUAUCCCUCGGACGCCUACAUCGCUUGCAGAAAAGACGUAUCACUUCCUUCCUACCUAAUGUAGGU
Molecule: messenger RNA, 1571 nt
Organism: Daldinia caldariorum
Lineage: Eukaryota; Fungi; Ascomycota; Sordariomycetes; Xylariales; Hypoxylaceae
Product: methyltransferase LaeA
Exons: 7
Coding region: 400-1407 (335 amino acids)
Molecular function (GO): methyltransferase activity
Source: RefSeq, a predicted model, not a curated record